AUGGGGCUUGAAUCUCAGAACACAGGUUCUGGGGACAGAGGCGGGGAGACCUCCGCGUCUGCGUCGGUCGGAGCGGAGGGGUCGGGAUUUCCCUCAGGUUUCCCUCCUGCGCGGCGCGGCGCCGCUCUGCCUCAGGCUGUGUUCCUGGGUUACCAAGGCGACCAGCGCCGCGGGCGCCGCGCCCGAGCUCGCGAGGCCCCGCCCCCGCGCCGCGGGCGGCCGCCGAUUGGCCGGUUUGAAAUGCGCCGGGCGGGCGCACUCGGCGGCUCGCGGCGCCGCCGCCCGGCUCUGCUCCCAGUGAGCGCGGUGCCCGCGGCCGCCGAGCGCCCCGAGUCGGCUGUCCACCACGCGGGGCCCGCGGUGGCCGUCCUGCCCCCGCGCCGGCGUCGGGCUCGCCGUGCGGGCGGCGGGAGGAAGGGCCCGGGUGAGCAUGCGGGCGGGGGUGCGCGGGCCCCGAAGGCUAAGAUGCCCAGGAAACCUGUAAUAAAAAAAGGAUCUCAGACAAACCUUAAAGAUCCAGUGGGGGUGUACUGUAGGGUGCGCCCACUGAGCUUUCCCGAUCAAGAGUGCUGUGUGGAAGUGGUUAAUAAUACAACUGUGCAGCUCCAUGCUCCUGAGGGCUAUCGACUUAACAGAAAUGGAGAGUAUAAGGAGACUCAGUACUCAUUCAGGCGGGUAUUUGGCGCUCACACCACCCAGAAGGAACUUUUCGAUGUUGCGGCAAGUCCUUUGGUAGAUGACCUCAUUCAUGGCAAGAAUGGUCUUUUGUUUACAUAUGGUGUGACGGGAAGUGGAAAAACUCACACAAUGACAGGUUCUCCAGGGUCUGGAGGCCUGCUUCCUCGAUGUUUGAACAUGAUCUUUAACAGCAUAGGGUCAUUUCAAGCAAAACGUUAUGUUUUUAAGUCUAAUGAUAGGAACAGUAUGGAAAUACAGUGUGAAGUUGAUGCCUUGUUAGAACGGCAGAAAAGAGAAGCCAUGCCCAUUCCAAAGACCCCCUCUAGCAAGCGACAGGCAGAUCCAGAGUUUGCAGAUAUGAUAAAUGUUCAAGAAUUCUGCAAAGCAGAAGAAGUUGAUGAAGACAGUGUCUAUGGCGUAUUUGUCUCUUACAUUGAAAUCUAUAAUAAUUACAUAUAUGAUCUAUUGGAAGAAGUGCUGUUUGAUCCCAUAAAGCCCAAAAUCCCACAAUCUAAAACGCUCCGAGAAGAUAAGAACCACAACAUGUAUGUUGCAGGAUGUACAGAAGUAGAAGUGAAAUCGACAGAGGAGGCUUUUGAAAUCUUUUGGAGAGGUCAGAAAAAGAGACGUAUUGCUAACACCCAUUUGAAUAGAGAGUCCAGUCGUUCGCAUAGUGUGUUCAACAUUAAACUUGUCCAGGCUCCCCUGGAUGCUGAUGGAGACAAUGUCUUACAGGAAAAAGAACAAAUUACUGUAAGCCAGUUGUCUCUGGUAGAUCUUGCUGGAAGUGAAAGAACCAACCGGACUAAAGCAGAAGGGAACAGAUUACGUGAAGCUGGUAACAUUAAUCAGUCACUGAUGACGCUAAGAACAUGCAUGGAAGUCCUAAGAGAGAACCAGACCUAUGGAACCAACAAGAUGGUUCCAUAUCGAGACUCAAAGCUAACUCAUCUGUUCAAGAACUACUUCGAUGGAGAGGGGAAGGUGCGGAUGAUUGUGUGUGUGAACCCCAAGGCUGAAGACUAUGAAGAAAGCUUGCAAGUCAUGAGGUUUGCUGAAGUAACCCAAGAAGUUGAAGUAGCGAGACCAGCAGACAAGGUGAUAUGUGGCUUGACACCAGGGAGACGAUACAGAAACCUGCCUCGGGGAGGCCCACUUGGAGAUGAACCACUGGUGACUGAAGUGAUUCCACAGAGCUUCCCCCCACUGCCCCCAUACAAGCUUUUGGAUGUCAAUGAUGAGGAGACCCUUCCAAAGCUGAUCGAAACUUUGGAGAGACGACAUCACCUUCGACAGCUAAUGACGGAGGAGCUUAACAAGCAAUGUAUGACUUUCAAAGCCUUAUUAAAAGAACUUGACAGUUCUCUAUCAAAUAAAGAAAACUACAUUCAGGAGAAACUAAAUGAAAAAGAAAAAUUGAUCUCAGGACAAAAAUCAGAAAUAGAACGACUGGAGAAGAAAAACAAAACUUUGGAGUACAAGAUUGAGAUUUUGGAAAAAACAACUACAAUCUAUGAAGAAGAUAAGCGCAAUCUGCAGCAGGAGCUCGAGAGCCAGAAUCAGAAGCUUCAGCGGCAGUUUUCUGACAAGCGCAGAUUAGAAGCCAGGUUGCAAGGCAUGGUGACAGAAACAACGAUGAAGUGGCAGAAGGAGUGUGAGCGUCGGGUGGCAGCCACCCAGCUAGAGAUGCAGAAUAAACUCUGGGUCAAAGAUGAAAAGCUCAAACAGCUGAAGGCCAUUGUGACUGAACCCAAACUUGAGAAGCCAGAGAGACCGUCUCGGGAGCGGGACCGGGAGAAGACCAUUCAGAGAUCUGUCUCUCCUUCGCCUGUGCCUCUUUCUAGUAACAAUAUUGCUCAGAUUUCCAACGGCCAGCAACUCAUGAGCCAGCCACAGCUACACAGGCGUUCUAACUCUUGCAGCAGCAUUUCUGUAGCUUCCUGUAUUUCGGAAUGGGAGCAGAAACUAUCUCCGUUCAGCACACCUGUCAAUGUCACCUCUCUUGCAAGGCGUAGGCAGCAGGAGCCAGGACAAAGUAAAGCGUGUAUCGUGUCAGACAGAAGGCGAGGGAUGUGCUGGACUGAAGGCAGGGAGAUGGUGCCUACGUUCAGCAGUGAGAUAGGCGUAGAAGAGGAGCGUGGCCGCAGGAACACACCAAUUCCUGUACGACACAGAAGGUCCCGCUCUGCAGGGAGCAGAUGGGUAGAUCAUAAGCCUGCCUCUAACGUGCAAACUGAGACAGUCAUGCAGCCACAUGUCCCCCACGCCAUCACAGUGUCUGUUGCAAAUGAAAAGGCGCUAGCUAAGUGUGAGAAGUACAUGCUGACCCACCAGGAACUAGCAUCCGAUGGGGAGAUUCAGACCAAAGUAAUUAAGGGUGAUGUUUAUAAGACAAGAGGUGGUGGACAAUCUGUACAGUUUACUGAUAUUGAGACUUUAAAACAAGAAUCGCCGACUGGUAGUCGAAAACGAAGAUCGUCCACAGUAGCACCUGCCCAACCAGAUGGUACAGAGUCUGAAUGGACCGAUGUAGAAACAAGGUGUUCCGUUGCUGUUGAGAUGAGAGCAGGAUCUCAGCUGGGACCUGGAUAUGAGCACCAUGCACAACCCAAGCGCAAGAAGCCUUGAACUGACAGCCCUGGGAGGAGAAGAAUAUUUUUGUAUUGGUGAUUUCUCCAGAGCUGUGCUACACGCAGUGUCUGAGUCAUCCUGCAGAAGAAUGUAUCUAGAUCACAUUGUUUUUUU
Messenger RNA from Psammomys obesus (fat sand rat), 3423 nucleotides. It is a transcript of the gene Kif23, whose product is annotated as kinesin family member 23. NCBI's taxonomy places the organism in Eukaryota, Metazoa, Chordata, Mammalia, Rodentia, Muridae. The coding region runs from base 1 to 3306 and encodes 1101 amino acids. Gene Ontology annotation, molecular function: ATP binding; ATP hydrolysis activity; microtubule motor activity. The transcript is spliced from 25 exons. Gene Ontology annotation, cellular component: nucleus; kinesin complex; microtubule. The record is from RefSeq and is a predicted model, not a curated record. Gene Ontology annotation, biological process: microtubule-based movement.